UACCAGAUAUGACAAACAUAAUUGCCGUCUGGCAGUCCUUUCUAAAGCCAGAUAAGGCUCAGGAAGGACAGAAAAAAAGAGGAACAGAAACUGCUUCUUGUAUGGAGGAAACAAAUGAAACAAACAAAGACCAUGGCUUGGAUGAUGUAGAAAUCACUCUUCUGAAAGCUGUUUUACUUCAAGUUAUAUGCCUUUAUCAACAAGUUGUUCCUCACUUAGUAGCACAGAGCAACUUUGAUUUUAGCAAAUUAAUAAAAGGUAUUUUUACUGAAAAAGGAUUGCAACAGGAAAUUUCUCCUGUUCUGCAUUAUCAUAUUCUCAAAUUGGCUCUUGAACUGCCUGCAAAUAAGUUUUCCUGGUUCAGAAUACAGGAUGCAGCUGAGAAGGUUUGUGGCGAAAAAUCUGUAUUUUACCUACUGAUGAAAAUGUUUGUCACCAGCCCCCAUUCACAGCUCAAAAUAGCAACCAAGAAAUUGAUUUUUAAGGUUUUGCACGACAGUGGAGUAUUUGAGUACACUGGGAAGGAACUUGAAUUGUGGCUCAAUCAUUUGGAUAAUACAGUUGAAGCCAAACAGGAAAUCGUGAUUCAUUUUUUGGAAAGGGUCUUGGUCAAAGUGGUAACCAACCCUUAUCCAUAUACGGAUAAAGCAGCUGACUUUGUUCAAGAAGCAAGCAUUCUUCAGGUCAACUUAUUUAAACAAGAUGUUGAUAAUAUCAGCGUACCUAUUUCUCAUAUUGAUGAUGUUCUGGAUAUGAUUGAUGUCCUUGUGGAAGACAGUGAAGGUUUAAAUGAAGAAAUUGGAUGCACUUUAAGUGAAGACAUGAUUGUGAACACGUUUCCAUUCAGUGCAAUCGUCCCAUCUUCUUUAGAAGCAAGAAAUAAGUUACUUGUUGAUGAAAACGCAAGAGAAGAAAGCAUUGUGGAAUACCUUAUUGCUGUGUUCACUGACCUCCUGCAUUCUCAACGAGAUCCUUUAGCCCUUUGCCUGAUGUUUCAACACUAUGAUAAAGAACUUCAGUCUGUCAGUGCUCAUCUUUGUCAGUUCAACUGUUAUUAUAAUCGUUGGAUACCACAACAAGCUAAGGAAGCUUUGUUCCAGGAAGACGGGAACAAGAGUGUGGAUGAGGUGUGGUCAUCGGAUUCCUCCUUUUUUACCUUGUUAAAGAAUAGCUAUCAGAAAGGUGUUGCUGUUUUAUUGGAAGAGGAUAUUCAAACAAAGCUAAAUGAAGCUAUUUCCCAGCUCCAGCCUCAGCAGCUCUUGUUGGCUUUAAAACAUGUUCUUCUGUACCUAAAAACUACGGUGGAGAACUUCGGCAGUUUGGGCAAAAAUUAUGGCCUUUCCCUUGUUACUGUCUACAUGGAUUUGUUGAAGAGCUUGUUGCACAAAGGUGAUACAGAGUUGGGUGAUCAGCCUGAACAGAAAAAUACCCAGAUUGAACCUGAACUUUUUAUGGAAGCAGAAAUUUUGAUACAAGACUCUGAGAAUGACAAGAUCAUGGAAGAGAUGCUCUCUUUGGUCUUCAAACACCCUAUACUGGAAAAUUGGUUCCUGGCUAUAGAACAACAUUCCCUCCCUCCACACAGUCUUAAUCCAAUUAAAGUAAAACUACUUUCAAGUCAUCUAAAUCGCAACAUUCUUGACUUGUUGAAAAUGAGUUGCCCAUUGCUACAACUUAGGAAUCAGCUAGAUAUACUCUGCAGAUAUUUUGAGGCCAUCACAAAGACUGUUUUGGAAGAGCUGCACACUGGUGCAAAAGAAGGAUGCAGAAUAUCUCCCAAAAAAUCUCUGCAGAUAGAAGCUUUACAAGAGCUGCACAUUUAUAUGAAUACGGACCAACUGAGAGAGAUCAUGCUACAACUUUGCAAGGCCAACCUCGCCACUUCAAAAUCUGAAACUUUAGCUGGAAAAAAAAUAUGUCUGAACAUUCAUGGACAAACUUUGAUGCAGCUGCUCACAGAUGGUUACCAAAGAGGUUCUCUGAAAGGAGACUCCUUUUUUUCAAGUGAGCACAUUCAAGGAAUGAGUAUCCUGUUGUCUGCAUGUAUCACCGGACAGUUGGAAAACAUCUUUAUGUGUGUGAUACAGAAAGAACCUACCUUUGCCCUGGCAGUUGACAUUAAAGUGCAGCUUUUGUGCCUUAAGCGUUCCACAGAAAUUUCCCUUUCUAUUGUAGCUUUGUUGAUUCAGUACUCUCACACUCAUUUGCUUCAUUUUGAGCUUUGGUGUCUGAAGAGUAGUACAAGCAAAUUUCUAAAAAUGAAUGCAGCCCUUUUUAUGCCCCUUGUUAAUGUGUAUUUGGACUGUCAAGAGAAGCAACAUUUCAAAUGCUUAUCAAAAGCUGUUAAGUCUGUCUUGAGAGAAGCUCUAUGGCCAGAAUUGCUGAAUAAGAUUUUGAAAGUGCCGUCUGCUGUGGAAUGUCUUGUUCUUUCCAAAUUAUUGCCACUAUCCGAUACCAAGGCCUUUACUGAACUAACAGAAAAAUUGACUUUAACUCUUGAGAGACUUGGAAAUCAUGAACAGUGGAUAAUUGCUGAUGCUGUAUCCAGAGCUCUGGAGACCUCUGCAGAAAAAGUGCAUUCAUGGAGGAAACAUCUACUAGUUGCUUGUAUGAAGUGGUUGAUCCUGUCCUUCAGUAGUAACCAAGAGCAAGAAAUGCAUUCCGAAGUGGAGAAUACCAUGCUAUUGAAGCUAGAAAACUUAUUGAAUUCAGUAACUGAAGUGAUUCCAGACGACUGGAAUAGUUUUGUGAAGCUGGGGCUGAAGUAUCGUUAUAAAAGCCAAACUUUCCUGAAAACUCUGGAUGCAGCUAUAAAUGUAUUAUACCAGAAAGAAAACUCUUUAAAAAAGAGAUUAACCAAACCUGAAGUGCUUUACAUGAUGAUCACACAGCAUUCACUGUUUUUGUCCACAAUGUUGAGACCACAAGAAGGCAGUGACAUGAAUGCUCAUCUAAGAGAGGCAUUAGUGAACCUCCUGUUGUCUCUUGUGAAACUCUGCCCUGCAGUUUGUGAGAGAAAUCAUUUUGCUGUGCUGCUUGGAGCAUAUGGUGCAACACUGAGCAUUUCAGAUCAGAAGAUAUUGUUUUUACUUAAAUUAUAUGAAAAUAAUGGUCUAAGCCUUCUUGACUUCAGAAUAUUGCUGUGGGGUCCAGCUGCUGUGGAGCAUCAUAAAACAUGCAAAAGUUUGGGGAAGUCACUGUGGCAGCAACCAAGCAUGCAAGAAAUUAUGUGCCUGCUGGAUCGAGAAGUAAUGAUGAGGACCAUACUCCACUUCCCCCAGCAUCGGCUUCUUCUUUCCCCUGAGGAAGAACAUACAUUACAAAGCAAAGGGAAAAGUGAUGUGGCUUUUGAAGAUCUCUAUGAUCCAUGUUUUCUUCUCCAGCUAUUCAGUGAAUUAUUAAGGCCAGAGUGUGUGGUGGCAUGUCAUAAGUUCAUUGAAGUCAAUGCAUUGGGUUUGACAGUAGCUGCCCUUAGCAGCUAUGACAGUAACAUGCGUGCAGCUGCCUACCAUGUCCUGAGUUCCUUUCGCUCUCAUCUGGAAGCGGCUCGAUUUCGAGAACAGAAACAGUUGCUGUACCUUAUGGAUGUUGUGCAAAAUGGAAUAAAACAACCAAACCUCAGAUUUACUUUCCCUUUAACACUGUAUAUAGCUCGAGUUGCCCAGCAAAUACUGAAGCCAGAGGAGCAUAUGUAUACAAAGUUGAACAGAUUUCUUCUAUCUCACCAAUAUUUGGAUUUGAGAAAAGUGCCAGGAUUUUUUCACCUUUUCUAUAGUUUUGAUUCAGAGAACAAAAUGGAGCGUGAAUGGGUUCUAGCUAUUAUUGGAGAAGGUCUCAGAGAUAAAAACUGCUAUCAGCUGUAUGAUUAUCAAAGGAUUUUCCAUGUCAUUCUGUCCUUCUUCCAUAGCCCAUUAUGUGAUGAAGCAACACAGUAUCAGAUUCUGGAAAUACUUCAAAAUGCUGCAUAUAUCACUAAAGCUGCUUAUGAACUAAUAAGGGACCAUAGCCUUUUAACCUGGCUGUUAUCCAUUGUUGAGAAAAGGUUUCUAGAAAACAAGUUGUUAAUAUGUAUAAUCUCCUUAAUUGACACUCUCUGGAAAACUAAUUUAGGAAAUAAGCAAACUUCACUCAGUUCAUCCAGCCAACUGGAAUUAAAAGAGAACCAGAAAUUCCUUCCCAUCCAGCUUAUCAAUGAAUUUCUCCAUGUUCUGCUCACACUUCUUAGCCACAUCCGAACCAACUUGGAUCCUGUUGAGUUUAUUCGGUUUUUCAGUGUAUUAAGCUCUGUAUUGGAAUACCGCACUCUGGUUAUUGAAGCCUUCAGAGAAAUGGGCAGAUUUAUUGUAAACGAACAUAUUAUUUCAAACAAUGAUGUAUUGAUACUUUUGUACAAGUGGAGUAUAAUUAGCAAAGAUAUGGAGCUUCAGGAUCACCUGCAUGUUGUUGCACAACAAUACCAAAUCAAAGAAUUGCUUAAAAAUACAGACAGGAACAAGCCAUGGUUACAUUCGCAAACAUCAAUCCGACUAGCUCAGAAAAAGAGUAAAAUUGAAAUAGAGACAGCUACAAUCUCUGUAUGGAAAGAAGUUUAUUUAAAUGAAUGCAGAACUCUUCUAAGAUCUAUUUUUAUCCUCUGGGAACCUGUUUUACUGGAAAUAUCAGCAAAAUCUCCAACAGAACAGAAAGGAUAUAGUAAUCCAGAUCUUACCUGUAAGAUUACUUAUUUAGUUUUUAGAUGGCUCAUUACAUCCUUCCUGGAUGACAGCUUGAACAUUCAGAAUGCACUCCCGACUUUCUGGUGGUUUAAAAAAUAUGGUUUUGGAAACAACAUUAUACUGGAUUAUAUUCUUAAAGAUGGAAUUCUGAAAAGGACUAUAUUUAAGCUUUAUAGUAGCAUCUGUAAUGCCUCUGAAAUUGUGAAAUUGAGUGAUCUCUCUGCGCUUAAUGGAAUCAUGCUCCAUCUACUAGAAUCUCAGAGCCUGACAGAAAAUAAAUUUCAUGUGGCUGUGAAAAAAUUCUGCCUCACUGAAGUUACAGAUGUGAACAAAGCUGCAAGAAUUUUCCUUACUUCAAUUUAUAUUGGAGACAUUUGGCUAGGAGCAAGGCAACCAGACAUGUUUAUGAUGCACAUUAAACUAAUAUGUGGAGCAACCGAUACUGAACGAAAUGACAAAAAAAGGUUGGAAUUUGAAGAUUCAAUGGUUUCUCUCUGCAAAGACAUAUACUCAUUUUUAAGUCUUCAACCUCACUUUCAGUCUUAAACUCAAACAUUUGUCAACUUUCCUAUCUUGAAAUUAAAGAAAUAAAUAAAAGGAGCCAUUGUGUACAAUUCUACAGGAAUUGUUUCAAAAACAAUGUCUAUUAACAGCAGUACAACUGUGUGUUAUAAUAGGCAUGAUUUCAAAUAAACUUAUAUUUUUUCAGAAUUUGGCAAAGCUGGUUUAGAUGCUAUUUUUGUAUAUUGUAUUUUUAAAUGUUGGAAAAAUAAUAAACAAAACAUUGAACAUUGAUUUGAAGUAGUAAAAAUAAUAAGUGUUUUGUUAUAAGCAGGGGUAGAGAAACAGUCCCAUUUUAAAGCAACUGCAUUUCUUUGCAGGCUUGUUUUAAUAAAUCACAUUAAAAGGUGAAGUUACUUUAAUGGAGUAAUCUUUUCAAAAACAGUAUUUUUCUAUCAAGUUCAUCACAUAGAAGCCUGAGAAAAAAUAUGAUAAAGAAUAUUUUUCUGAAUUGUUUUUGAAGCAUGCAUACCCCUAGUAUUAUAUAUCCACACUCCAAAGGAGUUUUUCCUUGUCUGAAGUUUCUGAAAUGUUCAUAAGAACGGUAACUAUAAGAAGCCAUUCCUUUAAUUCAAAGAUACAUAAUGCACAGUCUUCAUACAAUCCCAUAUCUGGAUCCAGAAACUGGCUAAAAGAGAACAAGACCACAGUAGUGUCAGGGUUAUACUUUGUUUUGUUUCUUUUGUCAUGUUUACCAGGCUAAUGUGUCAUAUUCAUUUACAAGAAAUUGCCUGCCACAUUAUUUUGCAAAAAUGUCUAGCUAUUUUCUGUAAGGGUGUAAUGAAAUUUGACUUCAUUAUUUGUUAUGAAUUAAUGUUACAUUUAUUAUAUUUAUUGACAUAUAAUAUUAAUAUUUUUGAGAAAAAACAAAUAGAAGAAAAAAGGGGAGCAAAAAACAUACACAUGAAGUGAAUCAAAUUGGCUAUAAUGAAAUUUAUUAAGAUAAACAUUUUCAACAUUAGAUUUGUAUAAUUAAGUAUCCUAC
Molecule: messenger RNA, 6261 nt
Organism: Notechis scutatus (mainland tiger snake)
Lineage: Eukaryota; Metazoa; Chordata; Lepidosauria; Squamata; Elapidae
Source: RefSeq, a predicted model, not a curated record